AAAAUGGCUCUUCGUGUUCAAUUUGAAGCUAGUAAUGAUGUCGGAGUAUUUUGCAAUCUUACAAAUGCUUAUUGUCUUGUUGGAAUUGGAUCUUCUGAAAACUUUUACAGCGUUCUUGAAGCAGAAUUGGCAGACCAUAUUCCAGUUAUCCAUUGCAGUAUUGCUGGGAUUAGGAUAGUUGGCAGGGUGACAGUCGGUAAUCGACAUGGAUUGCUUGUUCCAAAUGCAACGACUGAUCAAGAAUUGCAACAUCUUCGUAAUAGCCUUCCCGAUUCUGUUAAGAUUCGAAGGAUCGACGAGCGUCUUUCUGCAUUGGGGAAUGUUAUUUCUUGUAAUGAUCACGUCGCAAUUGUGCAUGCUGAGAUUAGCAAGGAAACUGAACAAGCUCUUGUUGAUGUACUUGGAGUGGAAGUCGGUUCUUAUGCCUGUCUUACUUCGAAUGGCGCGAUGGUUGCAGCCAAAACACCACCUGAGGUUACUAGAGAGUUGUCUUCUUUAAUUCAAGUGCCAGUUGUAGCAGGAACCGUUAAUAGAGGAUCUGAGUUAAUUGGAGCAGGAAUGUGUGUUAAUGACUGGAUUGCUUUUUGUGGCCUAGCAACAACCUCAGCAGAACUUUCUGUGCUUGAGUCCAUCUUCAAGCUUGGCGAUAAUGCACCUAGUGCAAUUUCCAGCAAUUUACGUGACACAAUUAUUGAAUCUAUGAUCUGA
Messenger RNA from Meloidogyne enterolobii, 708 nucleotides. The record is from the annotation of a GenBank genome assembly. NCBI's taxonomy places the organism in Eukaryota, Metazoa, Nematoda, Chromadorea, Rhabditida, Meloidogynidae.